ACAAGCCGCGCUGCUCAACAUCAGCACCAGCACCGACUUGAGUCCAACAAUACUGAACAAUACUGCCUAUAUCUGCUGGAAACGCCCGCUCCUCCGAGACAGAAGACUGCAGAGAAGAGAACGGUCAUCAUGUACGAUGCGGCAAGGGUGCCAUCUCCUAAAGAUGGUGCGAACGGGAUGGCCCAGCCGGUGGUCCCCGGAGCAGGAGCGGGAACAGCUGCAGGAUCAGGAGGGCCGACGCCGACUGCAGGCCUCCAAGCCAAAACCGAAGAGGGCCGGCCAGGUACGGAGGAGGACGAGGAGCCCAAAGCCGAGCCAGUCCUGGUGAAAAAGCCAUACAGAGAGAUCCUGGACCAUGAGAGGAAGAGGAGAGUAGAGCUCAAAUGUAUGGAGCUCCAAGAGAUGAUGGAGGAGCAGGGGUACACAGAGGAAGAGAUUCGACAGAAAGUGAGCACAUUCAGACAAAUGCUGAUGGACAAAGAGGGCGUCAUCACCAGAGAAGGCUCAGACACACAACCAGUUGUCAACCACCUGCACUAUCAGCCUAAUGAGUAUGAAGAGGACCCUGAAUUGGUUGGCUAUGAAGAUGGAGACUAUGCCCAUGAUUACCACAGUGACAACAGAGUGAAGAGGAAAUCAAGCAGCUCUCCAUCCCCUCGUCCAAAGAAAAGGAAGAAGAAGAAAUCUGGCCGCCGAAGAAGUCGGUUUGGCAGCUCGUCACCCACUCGCAGAGAGAAGAAGAAAAAGAGUGGGAAGAAACACAAACGCGACAGAUCUGCCUCUGGCUCCAGGAAAAAGAGGAGAUACAGAUCGGGCAGCCCAAAGAACAAACACAAAGACAAGAACAAACAGAAAAAGAGGUCCCCUGGUGAGACCCCCAGUAGGAGUUCACAGCGUCAAGGCAGCUGCUGUAGCUCCCGUAGCGCCUCCCUGUCCUCCACUCGGAGCACAUCUAAAUCUCCCACCAGACUGAACUCCAAGCACAAGACAGACGGGCAAAAGGCGUCCGGCACCUCGCUGUCCCUGGGCCCCAACAGUCCAACCGCCUGGCACAACGGGGACCACACCCAGCGCAGCCGCAACGGCAAGGCCGGCAGACUCAACCACGCCGAGAGCGAGAAGGGGCACGAUAAGCUCCGUCUGCUGACUGCUGGCUCUGCGAGCAUCCAGUCCGCUCUACUGAGAGAGCACAAGCUCCACAGCACCCCCAGCAGGAGCCAAACGGGACCGAUGUGCACAGCAGGAGAGGCUGGGAGUGUGGACGGCAGGAACGCAGCUGUAGGGAGCUCCGUAAGCCAGGCAUCAGGGAGGAGAGGGAGCCAGAGAGGCCAGAAUAAGAGCCCCCACUCCCCUGCUCACAGCAGUGACUCGGCCCACUCCCAGCACAACCACACUCACAGAGGCAGGAGCUCCCGCCACCAGAGAAAGACAAAAGGUGGACAUUCUUCCAAGCGUCACCAUCGCUCUAGUCGGGGGCAAGCGCACCACCGGACUCCAUCAGCAUCUCCAGGACGCCACUCACACACGUCAGGCAGGAAGAAAGAGGAGACUCGGAGCAAGCAGAACCUCCGACAGCGCAGCAGCUCCUGGAGCAGUGGGCGUUCAUCCUCAGCCUCCAGAGACAGAGGCGCCAGCAAGGCCAAGUCCCCACACAAUAGACAGAACAACUCCAGAGAGAGGGACAGUCAGAACCGCUCCGACACCGACAGCCGGGCUCGCCGCCGUUCUCGCAGCUACUCUCCCAUUCGCAAAAGGAGAAGAGAUUCCCCCAGCUUCAUGGAGGCGCGCAGGAUCACAAGCGCUCGGAAGCGGCCGAUCCCGUACUACCGGCCCAGUCCGUCGUCAUCCAGCGACGACAGCAGCCCCUCGCGGUCAAGCCGCAGCCGUAGCCGCAGCUACAGCAGCUACAGCCGCAGCAGAAGCCACAGCCGCAGCCACAACCGAAGCCACAGCAGGAGCCGGAGCAGAAGCUGGAGUCGGAGCCAGAGCCGGAGCUGGAGCCGCAGCAGGAGCCGCUCCCGAAGCCACCACAGUUACUACAGCCGCAGCAGCUACGACAGCCCCGGCUUCUGAGAGGAACGCAGCACAGAAAGGGACACAAAAAAAAAGUAUACGAGAAGUUCAAAUUUACUGUGCUGCGGUUCAGUCAUUAUGUAUCUCUAACAAGCCCUCGACAGCAC
Messenger RNA from Scomber japonicus (chub mackerel), 2180 nucleotides. It is a transcript of the gene srrm3, whose product is annotated as serine/arginine repetitive matrix 3. The coding region runs from base 130 to 2073 and encodes 647 amino acids. Gene Ontology annotation, molecular function: mRNA binding. The transcript is spliced from 14 exons. NCBI's taxonomy places the organism in Eukaryota, Metazoa, Chordata, Actinopteri, Scombriformes, Scombridae. The record is from RefSeq and is a predicted model, not a curated record.